AUGACUAGCAUCCCCAGCGAUUAUAAUCUCUCAGUCCUACUUCCAACGCAUUCUUACGGCGACUACCCAACCCAAUGCAUGUCCACCCUCAUCGCCGGUGAUAUCCUCAAAUAUCAAACUCCCAUCGGCGGCAUUUACCAACCCACAAGUUUGACAGUUAGCUCAACACUACUUGUACACGGAGAACAUAAAAACGGAUGGAAUAUCGAUGAUGCCGUAUUCACUUCCAUGAUGGGCUCUUCACAAACCCCAUCAAAAACAGCAACAACAACCUCAUCUAUCACCACAACCUCCUCUACAGCCUCCUCCACAAACAGCGUAUACACGACAACAAUCAACAGAGAAUCAGGAGCUGCAAUCACCACAAAAACAUUACAAUCAGCCACCCUAUCCUCUUCCCCCUCAGACGCCCAAUCAUCCUCAUCCUCAACCUCACUUACCAGCCCUAAACCCAACAGCAAUUCUACUGCACUUGCGGCCGGAGUAGGUAUCGCUACCGCCGUCAUAAUUCUCGGUCUUGCAGCUGCUGUAUUCCUCUUAAAUACAACGCCGAAAAAAGCAUACACACAACGCGACACAAGAAAUCGAUUGGAAAGAAAUUUAUGCCUCUCCAUCAUUAUUUUGUCGUGGACACGCUGCGAACGAGUUGUCGAAUGA
This is a messenger RNA of Sclerotinia sclerotiorum 1980 UF-70, 657 nucleotides long. RefSeq lists its product with no specific name. The record is from RefSeq and is a predicted model, not a curated record. The transcript has a single exon. NCBI's taxonomy places the organism in Eukaryota, Fungi, Ascomycota, Leotiomycetes, Helotiales, Sclerotiniaceae. The coding region runs from base 1 to 657 and encodes 218 amino acids.